AAAGGCCCAGCGCCCCUUUUCUGGGCCCCGCGGCGGCGACCGCUGAACCAACCGCCAGUGACGCCGGCGCGUGGCGCCUGCCGCCUGCCCACGGCCAUGGCCGAGUUCCCGGCCUUCCUCUCCGCUCAGGACGUGGGGUCCUUUGCAUAUCUUACAGUUAAGGACAGACUACCACAGAUCUUAACCAAGGCUAUUGAUACGUUGCAUCGACAUAAAAGUGAAUUCUUUGAAAAACACGGAAAGGAAGGGGUGGAAGCUGAGAAGAAAGCCAUCUCUCUUCUCUCCAAAUUACGGAAUGAGUUACAGACUGAUAAACCAAUCACCCGCUUGGCUGAUAAAUGGGUUGACACUGACAUAUGGAACCAUUACCUGGGACAUGAGCGGAGCCUGUUGAAUGGAAGCGACGAGGAGCCGCGCUGGUUCUUCUCGCCCUGGUUGUUUGUAGAGUGCUACAUGUAUCGGAGGAUUCAUGAGGCCAUCGUGCAGAGUCCACCGAUCCAGGACUUCGACGUAUUUAAAGAAAGCAAAGAUGAGAGCUUCUUUGAGUCCCAGGAGUCCAUUGAUACUCUGUGUAUGCACAUCCAGCAGCUGAGACCAGCCAGAGACUUCAGCGAGGAUGAGCUGAAGGAUACGCUUUUUAAACUUCUGCAGAUCUCCCUCUGGGGGAACAAGUGUGACUUGUCUCUGUCAGGUGGAGAAAGCAGUUCCGAGAAGACCGAUGUCAUUAAUUCUUUGGAAGGCCUAAUGCCAUUCAUCCUGAUAAACGAUACAGAGUCUCUUUGGGAAUUGCUCAGUACAUACAAGAAAGCAGCAAAAUCGUCCGUAGUUAGAGUAGACAUCGUUCUGGAUAAUUCUGGCUUUGAACUUGUCACAGAUCUAGUCCUCGCUGACUUCCUGUUAUCCUCUGAGUUAGCUACUGAGAUUCAUUUUCACGGGAAAACUAUCCCGUGGUUUGUUUCUGACGUAACCAUGCAUGACUUUAAUUGGAUCAUUGAACAUGUAAGGGGUAGCAAUCAGAAGUUCACGUCCACCUGCGGUGCUGAGUGGGAAAACCAUGUUAAGAUGGGUAGAUGGAUUUACCACGACCACAUAUUUUGGACUCUGCCUCACCCAUAUUGUGCAAUGCCCCAGGUCGCCCCUGACCUGUAUACUAAACUACAGAAGGCAUGCCUCAUUUUAUUCAAGGGAGAUUUGAAUUAUAGGAAGUUGAUGAGUGACAGGAAAUGGGAGUUUACCUUUCCAUUCCAUGAGGCGCUGUGUGGCUUCCACCCGGCACCUCUGUGUAGCAUAAGAACAUUGAAGUGUGAGCUUCAGGUUGGUCUACAACCUGGGCAGGCUGAGCAGCUCAUGGCUUUUGAUCCCCACUGGCUGACCACCGGCAAGUAUGGAGUAUUUCAGUUUGAUGGUCCACUUUGACUCUGCUCAGGAAUUCCUGGUUAAUCUCCUCUUGGCCCCAGAAAAAGUGCGUGGAUCUAGUCCUGGCUUCUCAUCAGCCUGGGAAGCCCCGUUUCUCAGCUCCCAUGAUUCCUCGGAACAGUUUCCCACUGCCACGCUUGGGAAGACAGGGUUGCACUCUGCUGGGAUUUCAAUCACUAUUUCAAGCUAAAUGCAUACUUUGAAGUGGUUUUAAUGAAUUCAUUUUUAAUUGCAAAGAAUACAAAACAAAAGUGAAUUCUGCUUUUUUAAGUUAGUUAAUCCUGGGUUUUGUUUUUUGUUUUUUUUUUUUCCCCCUCCUUCCUUAAACAGGAUGAUUAUUUAAUAUCCUAAGAAGCAAACAUUAUUUAACUUAGUUUUGGCUCUUGAACUAAUGGCCUAGUGAGCAUGUGUCCUGUAACGGCUCCACAGGGAGGCAUGUCUGUGAUGCUUGAGCACACAGAGACGGAAUUACCUCAGGCUCGCACUGCAGCUGCGCUCUUACAUGCAUGCGGCUAAGUCUUAAAUGCCCGUUCCCUUGCCUGAUGUUGUAUUUUGAUUGACCUGUGAUGGGGGUCAAAGCACAAACAAUACUAAAACAAGUGGUGUCUGUAGUACAAGUCCGGAAGCUUUCCCCUUCCCCGGGUUGAAGGCACCACCACACAGGUGUCCGGACAGCCACGGCUUGCAGUGGCUUCCGGUUUGCAGAAACAGGAGAGCGUGACGGCUGGAAAAGCUUGUUUUGCGUUGUUUCCGAUACCGCCAGUCUGAGCUCACUAUUUCAUUACGCUUCGUAUCGUUCCGCACCUCAGCCAGCACAGUCAGCAAAUUCAUGACACUUUGUUUUGAGAAAACACAAUGGAAACAAACCUGGAAACGCUUUUCUUGGU
Molecule: messenger RNA, 2303 nt
Organism: Phodopus roborovskii (desert hamster)
Lineage: Eukaryota; Metazoa; Chordata; Mammalia; Rodentia; Cricetidae
Gene: Dcph1
Product: acidic residue methyltransferase 1
Exons: 5
Coding region: 97-1416 (439 amino acids)
Biological process (GO): DNA damage response
Cellular component (GO): nucleus; cytoplasm
Molecular function (GO): phosphatase activity
Source: RefSeq, a predicted model, not a curated record